Aplysia californica (California sea hare) is the source of this 1566-nucleotide messenger RNA. RefSeq names its product serine/threonine-protein kinase NIM1. Gene Ontology annotation, cellular component: cytoplasm. The transcript has 3 exons. Bases 114 to 1397 code for a protein of 427 amino acids. Gene Ontology annotation, molecular function: protein serine/threonine kinase activity; tau-protein kinase activity; ATP binding. The record is from RefSeq and is a predicted model, not a curated record. Gene Ontology annotation, biological process: intracellular signal transduction; protein phosphorylation; microtubule cytoskeleton organization. NCBI's taxonomy places the organism in Eukaryota, Metazoa, Mollusca, Gastropoda, Aplysiida, Aplysiidae.
AACACCACCACCCACAGCAACAGCAGCAGCAACAGCAGCCCCAACAGCACAACCAGCAGCCCCAUCAUACCAGCAGCAGUAGCAGCGGCGGGUUAGGGGGCGGUCCCUCCUCCAUGACGCGUCUGCACCGCAGCAGCACGGAGGCCAGUGUGGGCGGAGCUAGCGAGGACGGGGGGCUGGCGUUUCAGAGCAGAGUCACGCCCUAUGAGCGGCUGUCUCAGGACCUGAGCAACGACCCCCGGGUCAUGAAGGAGAUCACGUUGGGGCGACGCAUCGCUUUCUACCGGGUCAGGGGGGAGAUUGGAACCGGCAACUUCUCACAGGUCAAGCUGGGCAUUCAUGCUCUGACCAAAGAAAAAGUGGCCAUCAAAAUCCUGGACAAGACGAAGCUGGACCAGAAGACGCAGCGGCUGUUGUCGCGAGAGAUCACGUCCAUGGAGCGGCUGCAUCACCCCAACAUCAUUCGGCUGUACGAGGUGGUGGAGACCCUGGCCAAGCUGCACAUCGUCAUGGAGUACGCGGGCGGGGGAGAGCUCUUCAACAAGAUCUCCAGCGAGGGGAGACUGCCUGAGCCGGACGCCAAAUGUGUGUUUGCGCAGCUCGUGGCGGCUAUAGAGCAUAUGCACGACAACAACAUCAUUCACCGGGAUCUGAAGGCUGAGAACGUCUUCUAUGCCAGCGCUAACCGCGUCAUGAUCGGCGACUUCGGCUUCAGCACUAUCGCCCGCAGCCACGAGACGCUUAACACGUUCUGCGGCUCCCCGCCCUACGCCGCGCCAGAACUGUUCAAAGACGAGCACUAUUACGGCGUCUUCGUCGACAUUUGGGCGCUGGGCAUCCUUCUGUACUUCAUCGUGACGGGCCUGAUGCCGUUCCGCGCGGAGACGGUGGCCAAACUGAAAAAGUGUAUUCUGGACGGCAGUUAUACCGUUCCGUCGUACGUGUCCGACAGCUGUGUGUUCCUGAUCCGCAGCAUCCUCAAACACAUCCCACAGGACCGCUUCACGCUGGCCGAGAUCAAACGCAGCGAGUGGCUGGAGGGACAGGAGUUUCCAGAGAGUCUGGAGCCAUACAACCUCAACCCGAGACUCGACUCCCACUCCUUGUCGCUGGAGGAGCGGGAGGCGAGGGGUGUCCUGUCCAAUCUGGGCAUCAACGAUGACCACAUGAAGCAGUCGAGUAUCCGAGACUCCCGCAGCAGCAUCACGGGAACGUACCGCAUUGUUCUGCACCGCAUUCAAAAAAAGAACUCUGGUAUACAGGAAAUGACCCCUGACCCGGGUCAGGAGAGUAGUCGUGAGUCAAACAUAAGUAUGAAGAGGCGUAGCCGGAGGAGCACGCCGUUGAGUAAACUCGGGAGUACCAAACAGCAGUCCAAGACGUGUGUCAUAUUAUGACGACUGUCCUUAUGUGUUGAGGCUGUUCUUGUAAACACCUUGUAGUGUGUUACACAGGCGAUAUAGCGUGGACUUACUGUGGCGCAAAUACACAGCUGCUGUGUGCUUGUGUGUGUAGGUGUGUGUGUGUGUGUGUGUGUGUAGGUGUGUGUGUGUGUGUGUGUGUGUG